AUGGAUCACUCUAGAAGGACCAUCUUUGUUCUUGACGGGCUUGGUACUUCAGCUGCGCUCACCUCCCAGACAGUCCAGGUUGCUCUCCGAGAUGCACAGUCGCCGCUAGGACAUGUCGUCCUGUUGUCCUGUCACGCCGCUCUUUUACAGGAGUUCUCCUCCUUGUCAGCAGACGAAAUGAAAGAUACUGGUGUCGACAUUCAAUGCUUACAGAAUCCUCUCGCUGUUCUUGACGUACCUCCUAGCCUUCGCACGAACACCCUAGUGGCAAUCGUCAACUUGUACUUGACGCAGAUACUCAGGUUUCUGGCACAUACAGAGGCCGGACACCUCGACGCAAGAACAUGUGGUUAUGAUAAUCAGUAUGAGGUACUGGGCUUCUCGACUGGGCUUCUCGCCGCCGCCGUCAUAACUACGUCGACAGACAUUCCUACCCUGAUCUUUCGAGCAGUGGAAGCCCUCAGACUUGGGUUCUGGCUUGGUUUUCACUCACAACGCUUUACAUCUGCAGCGAUAAAAUAUCUUUCUGCCUCCUCCGAUUCUUCCCCAUGGAGUCUGUUGACUUUCGGCUCUUCACGCGAAGAAAUGCGUGAGGCCAUUGAUCGAUACAACGCAGAACAUAGAAACGAUGCGGAUGUGUUUCUCACUGCCGUUACCAACCCUAUCUGCGUCACUAUCUCAGGCAGACCGGAUGCUCUUUGCCGGUUUAGAAGGCAAUAUUUACCAGAGACAGCGAUGUCGUCCCAAUUCGUCCCGAUCCAUGCUCUGUAUCAUGCUGGGAUACUGGAGCAAGUCAAGGCUGACGUGAUGCGCGAUGUUGCGCGACGCAAUGUCAAUUUCCCAGACUACGAGGAUCUCCGACAUACACUUCGUUCAUCACUAGACGGCAAGCUGCUCGAUCGCACACUGCCUUCGGCUGAAAACAGCCUUGCAGAAGCCGUAGUGAACAUGAUUCUACUCUAUCCAGUUAAUUUUGACGUGGUCGUGGACACGUUGCGUUCGGAGUGCGCUGCCGCAAAUACGCUGAUCCAACUUGUCAACCUCGGGCCUGAUGCUGGACUCUGGCGCAGUGUUGCUCGUGGCUUGCAGGGUCUGCAAGUCUCCCUUACAGAUCAGUCGUGCUCUGCUGCAGCGCAAACACCAUCUUGUCGUGCGAUGCGGGAGCAGGAACCAAUUGCGAUCGUGGGUAUGGCCGUCAAAUUUUCUGGAGCAGGAGAUGUCGACCAACUCUGGAACCUGCUAGAGAAGGGACUGAACACGGUAUCCGAGAUCCCAACUGAUAGAUUCGAUGUCGAGAAGUACACUGAGAAACCGCCUGGCCUAGGUCGAAGCAUGAGGACGAAGUAUGGCAACUUUCUGCCGGACGCGGAUGUCUUCGACAAUAGUUUCUUCCGCAUCUCGCCUCGUGAGGCACGGAGCAUGGAUCCUCAGCAGCGAACUCUCCUGCACGUCGCGUACCACGCGCUAGAAGAUGCGGGUUACGUGCCAGAUGCGACCUCCACCCACAAUCCCGACACUUUUGGCUGCUAUGUUGGAGCUGCCACAAAUGACUAUGUCCAGAAUCUGCGAAAUGACGUAGAUGUGUAUUACAGCACUGGUACCCUUCAGGCAUUUCUAAGCGGCAAAAUCUCAUACGCCUUCGGUUUUGGGGGUCCUUCUACAGUCGUCGACACUGCCUGCUCGUCGUCCAUGGUCGCGAUAUACCAAGCAUGCCGCGCAUUGACUGUUGGAGACUGUCGUGCCGCCCUCGCAGGUGGCGUGAAUGUCAUCUCAAGCCCAGAUAUGUACAUGGGCUUAGAUAGAGCGCAUUUCCUCAGCCCAACAGGCCAAUGCCGCCCAUGGGAUGCCUCUGCCGACGGCUAUUGUCGCGCGGAAGGGUGUGGGAUGUUCGUCUUGAAGCGUCUCUCAGACGCGGUAGCGGAGAACGAUCGCAUUCUGGGCGUCAUUCGAGGCAUCGAGGUGAACCAGUCCGGGAAGGCCGACUCGAUCACGCACCCACACACUGAUACGCAGAUGCGGUUGUAUGAGCAGCUGCUGACGUCCACCGGCAUUUGCCCGCACGAAGUCAGUGUCAUCGAAGCGCAUGGCACUGGGACUCAGGCAGGAGACCCGAAGGAGCUCGAGGGUCUGCGACGCGUCUUUGCUGCAUAUAGAACUUCUGACAAUCCCCUCCACAUCACCUCUGUGAAGGCGAAUAUAGGACACGCGGAGGCCGCGUCCGGGGCGGCAAGUCUUGCGAAGCUGGUCUUGAUGAUGCACAAUCGCACUAUUCCGGCCACGAUCUCGUUCAAGCAGCUAAAUCCUCGUAUCCCCGACUUGUCGACCGACAACAUCCGUAUCGAUACUGUGCCUGUCUCAUGGGAUGUUCCCGAUGGACAGAGGCGGCUCGCGAUUCUCAAUAAUUUCGGUGCGGCCGGCUCUAAUAGUGCUCUCAUCCUUGAGGAGCCACCAGUGCAGAUGCCGCCGAGCUCAGGUUCACCUCCCACAACUAUCUUCAUUGGCUUAUCCUGCGAAAGUGAAGACGCGGCAAAGCAACUCCGCGAUACAUAUGUUCGCGAGCUGAGCGAUCGCGUCCAUGAUCAGUCCGCGCUCGUAGAUUUCGCAUACACUGCUACUGCUCGCCGCCAACUCCAUAGCUAUCGCAUCUCUGCUUACGGCUCGACGCCGGAAGAAGUCUGCGCUAGACUGCACGAUGCGCCUGUAAUCCGGGCGGAAAGUCAGCCGCAGAAAGUAGGCUUCGUGUUCUCUGGCCAGGGCGGACAGUAUCUCGGGAUGGGAUCUGGGCUUUACGACAAUGUGCCAGCCUUCCGACGAGUGGUGGAUGAAUGCCAUCACAAACUGCUUUCGUGGGGAUUUCCUGGCAUUCUCGACGUCAUUCGGCCGAUGCCGGCGAGCGCAUCGGAUUCCGCGGGUAUUGACGACCUCGAGAUGAUGCAGACGUCCACCUUCGUACUUGAAUGUGCCUUGGCCUCGUUAUGGACAUCUUGGGGACUUAUCCCUGACGUCGUCGUGGGACAUAGUUUAGGAGAGUACGCUGCUCUUGUAUGCGCGAAGGUGCUAUCGCUGGAUGACGCCCUCUGGUUGGUCGCCGAACGCGCCAGGCUCAUGAAGACGAAAUGCAUGGAGCAGCAGUCCGGGAUGCUCGCCCUAAGGAUAAGCUCAAAGGAGGCCAUGAGGAUUAUGACAGAGAGAUUCGCCUCUCAGGAACUGUCCAUUGCAUGCAACAAUAGUGACACAGACUGUGUUGUUGCGGGCGCAAGUCAAAGUCUCGACGCUUUCCAAGAAUAUUGUAAACAAUGCGGCCAUCGAGCCAUCCGCCUCAGCGUUCCUCUUGCAUAUCACAGUCCAGCAAUGGAUCCUAUUCUCGAAGACCUGCUCAAACUAGGACGCCGGGUGAAAUUGUCACCGCCAUCUGUCCCGUUCUUGUCCACCCUUCAUGGCGUUGUGAUCGGCUAUGAGUCAGGAUUCGCGAUUACCCAUGACUAUUUUGCUCGGCACUGCAGGCAGCCCGUCUUGUUUCAGGAAGCUGUGCAGGCCAUUUCUGGAGAUGCCCAUAGCAUACGUACUUGGAUUGAGAUCGGCCCCCAUCCUAUCACGCUGCCAUUGGUCCAGUUAUCCAUCGACUUGCGACAAACGCAUCUCCUGCCGUCCCUGCGCAGAAAUGUGUCAGACUACCAAUCGCUGAGUACGGCCUUGUCCAGAAUCUAUUUGCUCCGAACGACUAUCUCCUGGCGCAAGGUCUUCUCCGAUCUCGCACCAUCUGCGAAGCUCCGGGACUUACCGCGCUAUCCCUUUGCGCAAACCCGUUUCUGGGUUGCUUACGAGGAUGAACAUCUCACUGCUGUCGCUGCAGAUAGUGUCCCCGUCACAUUAGCUGCCGCGCUGAAAUCUGCAUCGACGUCCACUUGUGAAGACGACAAGAUCCAGAUCGACUUGAAAUGCCUCGAUGAGCUCAUACGAGGGCAUGAAGUCGCCGGCGUCGCCCUUUGUCCAGCCUCCGUCUACCAUGAACUCGCCUUUUCUGCGGUGCGCCUAUCUCUAGUCAACACAGGCCGACUGGAUGACAAGUCUGCGCUGGAGCUCGAAGGCGUCAUAUAUGAAAAUGCGCUUGUUUAUGCGCCAACAGCAAAGCAGACGAUCUCUAUCGUAACCGCACAGACAAAGGAUCCGGAGGGGUCAACCUGGUCAUUCAACAUCAUUUCUUCGGACAUCGACGCUGACACGUCGUACCUCUCUCAUUGUAGCGGGAGAUUGAAUAUUCGGUCCCUUGCAGAGGCUUGUUCGAAAUUAUCCACAAUGCAGGAGCUCGUCGAGCGACGGAAACCCUCUUUGAGGAUCGGGAGUCGCGGCACCCAGACAUUCUACACGCAAGGUGUCUACAAUGGCAAGUUCUCGAGAGUUGUGAAAUACUCUGAAUCCUACCGUGCGAUUAAGGUCGUAACCGUUCGUGCAGACGGGGUUGACGCCUAUGCCAUCAUCCAAGCACCCCCGCCGCCCACUAAGGGAUCAUAUGUGAUCCAUCCUAUCUUCAUGGAUACUCUCUUGCACGCGGCUGGCUUCCUCUUGAGCUGUAAUGCCGAAGAUGACGCAUUCAUCUGCAGUCAAGUUGACAAAAUCCUUGUCCUACCAGAGUCCAUCAGCCCAUCCGGAAUGUACGGCGUCUAUUCCCAUAUCGGCUUCAUGUCUGACGAUCUUGCAACUGCCGACGUGGUCGCUGUUGCUCUUGAUGGGACGGAAGGGCAAGCUGUCGCCUACAUGAAGGGAGUUCGAUUCCGGCGAUUGAAGCUUAACAUUUUAGGCCGCAUCCUGCGCGCAAAUGCUCCGCCUGCCUCUCAACCUACACGUUUGUCACCACAUACUCGACCACAAGGCGACUCUUUCGCAGAUCACAGCGCUCAGGAAUCCCUUCCACUUUCUCCGCGGCACUCGCUGGAUAAGGUCAAGGAGGUGUUAUCGUCAGUCCUUGGCAUACCAUCACAAAGCUUGGAAGAAGACAAAGACCUUUCUCGUCUGGGACUUGACUCACUGACCACUAUUGAAGCUCGAUAUGCACUCAGGUCGGCGUUGUUUGUAGACGUCCCCACGGACGUAUUUGUUCGCUGCAAGACCAUACGACAGUUGACUCAAGCUCUGGCAGACCGCUCUCCCUUGGCUGAACCUAAAGCCGAAGUUCGUGAACAGUCUACAAAUAAUAGCCUGGUCCUCGAUCUGGGACAAAAUCCACAGCUGCUUCAAGACCACGGCAUGGCCGGUGCAGCCCCUCUAAUCCUGAUUCAUGACGGCAGCGGUCUGAUACAGCUGUAUCAGCGCCUCCGAGGUCUAGGACGGCGAGUAUGGGGCAUCUACAAUCCAGCAGUGGCCUCAGGAACACAGUGGCAGCACGGGCUGCUUGAGAUGGCCGCACACUAUGUCAGCCUGAUUGAGCGCGCGGUCGGUGAUGGCUCGUGCAUUAUUGGAGGAUGGUCAUUCGGUGGUGUCGUGGCGUUUGAAGUGGCUCGUCGGCUUCUAGCGAAGGGCAUAGAUGUAAAAGGGCUUGUCCUGAUCGACACUCCUUCCCCACUUGUCCAAUGUGCUCUGCCGGACACCAUCAUCGACGCCGUGUUGGGCGCACGACACCACGCCACAAAGGCAUUAGACGUCGUCCGGGAGCAGAUGCGAUAUGCUAGCAGGGCCCUUCAAGAGUACGACCCGACGCAGUCCCAAGGCAACCACACCAGUCCACUCAAUGCUGUCAUACUGCGAGCCAGAGAUGCAUAUCCGCUGAGCGAGGAAGAACGUCGCACGGCCUCUUUCCUCGCGGACAGAGCAGAUCCCGCAGCGGUUGCGCAUCGUUGGGAGGAGCUAUUGGGCGCUGUGGUCCCCGUACUCGACAUUCCAGGCAAUCAUUUCACGCCCUUCGAGCCUGAGAACGUGAGUGUUGUCAUCUUUGCCGAAAUGUGUGAGUUUGCUGACACAACAUCAGGUUGA
This is a messenger RNA of Postia placenta MAD-698-R-SB12, 5967 nucleotides long. RefSeq lists its product as hypothetical. The transcript has 8 exons. The record is from RefSeq and is a predicted model, not a curated record. The coding region runs from base 1 to 5967 and encodes 1988 amino acids. Gene Ontology annotation, biological process: fatty acid biosynthetic process. NCBI's taxonomy places the organism in Eukaryota, Fungi, Basidiomycota, Agaricomycetes, Polyporales, Adustoporiaceae. Gene Ontology annotation, molecular function: 3-oxoacyl-[acyl-carrier-protein] synthase activity; phosphopantetheine binding; fatty acid synthase activity.